AUGGUGGGCGCCGUCCGGCUCAUGCGGGGAUGGCGGAUGUCGGGGAUCUCGAAGCGUCGUGUUGCGGGUGCGGACCGCCGCGGGAAAGUGAAGGCCUGCGAAGAUGGCAACGGAGGGAAGGAGCACUCGCUGGAGCGCUCACAGCCAGGCCGAGAGAGACUCGGUGGCCGAGACCCUGAUGGAGGAGCCGAACGUCCGAGCAUGAGUGCUCGCUCGAAGCCUUUCGGCCCCUGGAGGCCAUGCCGCAAGUCGGCAUCUGAUGUCGGCGUGAGCCGCCUGGAGACGCUGGUCUACUCGUGGUCGCUUGGGAAUGCGACGCGACGAGAUCGGGUGCUGUCGGCUGAAGACUGGAAGACGAAGACAAAAGACGGAGAUCUCCAUGCCAUCCGUGCUGCGCCUGCCACGAGAGAUUCCGCUGCAACGCCUCUUUGGUCUUACCGUCCUCGUCAGAUGAUGCAGUCGGUCGCACUCGGGGCUCUGGUCGCGCUGGUGGUCGCCUGCGCCGGGGCAACUGCCGUCGUCCGUCCCGACUCCCGCGUCCAGGAAAUCCUCCGCCCCGGCGACGACCUCGAGCGGGAAGCGGCGAAACGCGACGGAGACGGCGCGUACGUGCAGGGGUGCGGGGACCUCCUCGAGGCCCUGCUCGUCGAGCACUGCGGCGAGGGGCGAGGCAAGAGGGGCGGCGGGUCGUGGGCUCCACCCAGAGUUAAAACCCGCCGUAGUCUCCGCCUCUCGUCAUCUCCCUACCCCCUGGCAUCUUCGUGGAAACGGAAAUUCGUUUCUCAAUCCAUAUUCACUCCGAGAAUGAUUCGAGACCCGAGUUCCUCCUCGUCCUCGACCGCGGGAUUCCUCAACCGACGUCGAUUUUCUCCCGGCACAGAUCGGCUCGACCAAUCGGACCACCUCUUGGCGUCUCCCUCCCUCCCUCUCGUCUUCACAGGACCGGCGAAGCGCCAGGACCAUCUGAUCGUGCCCGUGUGCUGCUGGACCGCCUGCACCGUCGGCGUCCUCAAGGAGUUCUGCCUCUAA
Molecule: messenger RNA, 1029 nt
Organism: Darwinula stevensoni
Lineage: Eukaryota; Metazoa; Arthropoda; Ostracoda; Podocopida; Darwinulidae
Source: the annotation of a GenBank genome assembly